AUGAAUGUUUUGGAUGGAAUCAAUCGAGUUAAUGUGCAAUUCUCUAUCAGGUUUAAUCAGGUUUGGGGAGAAUAUGAGGUUGGGUUAACAAUAGGGAAUGAAAUUGUCUGGUUUUUCAGGGUCCGUUGGAAGCUGUUAAGGAAAGUAGUGGAUUCGGGAAUUCAUAAUCAUGGGCAGGAGAGAUCAUCAACAGCUGAUACUGCGAUUAAUGUAUUACAGAUUCACUGGCGGCAAAUCUGGAGUCUUACUGGAGAAAAGGAACAAGGGAAUCAUAUCUGUCAAGAAGCUUUGACUAUGAUACAGGUUAUAGAAGUUGUUUUGAUGUAUUGUCAUGAUGAUUGUCCCAAUCAUAGAUAUGAUAAAUCUCAUUCAUUGGAGGGGUUACGGAAAUUAGAGUACACAAUGUCUCAAGCAAUAUGUAUGGUAUCCGGAGGGAGAAGCAAGGGAAACAAGGGCAAAGAGACUCUUCCACGAAGGUUGAAGAUAACGGUUCCUCAUUUUGACAACACUCCGCUGUUAAAUGCUUACUCCAAGACUCUCAUCGGACGGUGCAUGAAUCUAGUGGCACAAGAUAUUCAGUCUCUCUUAUUCAUGUUGCCUAGAAUUUGGAAGGUGGAAGAGAGAGUGGCGGGUGCAGACCUUGGUAUGGGGAAGUUCCAGUUCAAUUUUGAUGAAGAAGAGGACAUUAUUGCGGUGCUGCAAAUGGAGCCGUACAAGGCAGAUAAGCGUGAUGAAGGAGCCAUGAGCUAUAAAGGUGUAGUAAGAGAUUCAAACGAGGGAACUGUGGCUAAUCCGCCCUUGGCAACAUCACAACUCGAACAGGCAAAAGGAAAGGGGAAAGUAGUGGAGCUUCGGGAUGACAAGAGGGGCAUCCACAAGGCUCUGGAAGCACAGGAAUCACGACAAAGGGAUAAUGGGGCAGUUUAUAACACAGGGAAGGAAAAACGAAGUGGGAAAAACUCCAAGAAAAGCCCCACUCAACAUUCAGCCAAAAAGGUUAGAAAAGCUCUUGAAUUUGAGGAACAAGUCUUAGGCAUGGAUGAUCUUGGGAACAUGAUUGAUAGAGUUGUGAUGCUAGAUCAAACAGAGAAAAUAUCUGAAGAUAUGGAGAUUGAGGUUAAGAGUGGGAAUGAGUUGCUGCAAGAACAGGAGAUGGCGAGUUUUGAAGUGGAUGCUUUGUUUAAUACUGGUAUUCUGGAGGAAAAUUCUGUCGUGGUCAAUGAGGCUGAUUUACAGGAGAGUUUAGAGGAAUCUGUGCUUGCUGAGGAUCAGAUGGAUAUGGAGGAAUUUGAUGCUUUAUGCCACAACAACAAAGAAAAAAGGGACAUGGGAGAUUAA
Thlaspi arvense is the source of this 1338-nucleotide messenger RNA. Lineage: Eukaryota; Viridiplantae; Streptophyta; Magnoliopsida; Brassicales; Brassicaceae. The record is from the annotation of a GenBank genome assembly.